Spinacia oleracea (spinach) is the source of this 3295-nucleotide messenger RNA. RefSeq names its product nonsense-mediated mRNA decay factor SMG7-like. Lineage: Eukaryota; Viridiplantae; Streptophyta; Magnoliopsida; Caryophyllales; Amaranthaceae. The record is from RefSeq and is a predicted model, not a curated record. Gene Ontology annotation, molecular function: protein binding; telomeric repeat DNA binding; telomerase RNA binding. The transcript is spliced from 6 exons. The coding region runs from base 363 to 3077 and encodes 904 amino acids. Gene Ontology annotation, cellular component: telomerase holoenzyme complex. Gene Ontology annotation, biological process: nuclear-transcribed mRNA catabolic process, nonsense-mediated decay.
UCCAAAGGCAAUGAGUUGUGGGAUAAUUGUUUGUCCAAUCUUCUAAACUCUCAUGAUCAGCCCACCCUUCAGUUUGUCUGUUUCACAUAAACAUUUACUGCUCUCCCCCUAAAUUAUCAUUCUUCUACUUUUCCCCGCGCUUUCAAAUUCUCUGCCAUUAAUGUCUCAUACAUUUCACCUGCAUAAUUUCAACUAAAUUUGGUGGCCAUUUAUUUAUUGCUUGCUUUUCACUGCCAAAAGAAAGCUCUUUUUUAAGGAAGUCCGUUUUUGUGACAUUGGCUGGUGGAAAUUGAUUUGGUACUUAUGCAAACAUUAUUUCUUGGUCUGAGUAAUUGGAUUGCUGACAAGGUUGCCUGUUGAUCAUGCCUACUGAUUCUUCCGACUCUCCGAAAAACCGGAGAGAGAAAAGAAGCGAUUUAGCUGAGGUUUCUGACACUGAAAAGCAACUUUGGGCAUGUAUACAUUCCAAAGGAGUGCUGCAUAAUGAUGCUCAAGAUCUAUACCAUAAGGCUUGUUGUAUAUAUGAGAAACUCUUCCUCAAUAAUAAUGAGCUACCGGACCUUCAAAACAUUGAAUAUCUUUUAUGGAGGCUUCACUACAAGCAUAUUGAUGAAUUUCGCAAGAGAGUAUCCCAAAGUUCAGCUAACAAUGAAGAAAAGAUGGUUGUAACCAACCAAAAGAAGGCUGCAAAUAAGGACAUGGUGGUUGCACACACGGAAGGGUUCAGAUCAUUUUUGUCAAAAGCAACAAAGUUUUAUCAAGAUUUAAUCAGAAAAAUUAAAAGAUUCUACGGCCUUUUUGAUGAGCCUUGGUUUUAUAAGAAUGAUGGAGUUUCAGGUCGCAUAGAACAGACAGAGUUGCAUAAAUGCCAAUUUGUUUCUCAUCGUCUUUGUAUCUGUCUUGGGGAUCUAGCAAGAUAUCAGGAACUGUAUGAAAAGCCCACUGAAAAGCAAAGAAACUGGUCUGCUGCUGCUAGUUACUACUUGGAAGCAGCUAAGAUUUACCCCGAUGGGGGAAACCCCCAAAAUCAGUUGGCAGUGCUGGCAACAUAUAUUGGGGAUGAAUUCCUUGCUUUGUACCACUGUAUAAGAAGUCUGGCAGUUAAAGAACCUUUCCAAGAUGCCUUGCAAAACCUAAUGUUACUAUUUGAAAGGAAUAGGUCAAUUAACCUGGAUUCGCAGUCAAAUAAUGUGUAUGACUUCUCUAAACCAUCUGAGUGGAUUUCCAGCCCAAAUAAAGCGGCAUCUGCUAAUGGUGCUUUAUUGUAUAACUCCACUCUGAAAGUUACUGAACCUAAUAUAACUAUGCCGACUGAUGCCUGGAUUCUUAUUAUCAGAACGACUAGUUUCUUCUUCUUAGAGUCCAGUUUGGAAAGCUUCCCUUCCACCUUUAAUUCCACUCUGAUAGAAUUGGAAGCAUUAUUGGCACUGGAUGUGGCAAAACUGAGCUCUGCAUUGGAAUCUUACCGGAAUAUGAACUUAUCUAAGGCAGGCCCUUAUCGAGCCCUGCACAUUAUCUCUGUCCUGCUUUUCAUCAUCCACAAUCUAACUGAAGCUCCAGAGCAGAAGAUUCUCAAGCCGAAAAAUGAGAUGCAGAAAUCCAUGCUAGUGAAGUUGGCUUUGACUGUUACAUUCACAUACAUGGGCCGUUUUGUUGAUCGGUGUUUGAAGGGAAGCCCCGUGAUUUACUUCCCUCUUUUACCCGCUUUACUUGUGUUCGUGGAGUGGUUGGUGGGUGCAAUUAAUGAGGUAGAUGUUGAGGAUGAGAAGUGUGAUAGCGCGAGGUGCUACUUCUUCGGCUCUUUUGUAGACCUCCUGAACCAACUCCAACAAAACAGGGCUCAAAUAAGCUUUCCUGAUCAUAUAGCUUUAUGGGAAGAUUAUGAACUGAGGGGAUUUGUACCUUUAUCUCAUACUCAUGACUCGAUGGAUUUUUCAAGUCAUUGGGAAGAAGAAAUUAAUUAUAAAAUGAGGAAUGAAUAUCGUGCCUUUCGAAUCGUUCAGGCAGCUACAAAGAUUGCAAUGAGAUCAGGUGGUAGGACAAGAAAAUGGCUAUAUUAUGAUGAUGUCAGUAGAAGUUUCAGUGUAAUGGAGGCAAAAGAUAGUGGAAAAUCAGCCCUGGUAGAAGAAGAAGAAGAUAUCGUGUUUAAGCCAAUCACCCGGCAUAAUUCAGAGCCAAUACCAUUAGAGCAACCAAAAGCAGAAGCUUCUGAUGAAUGCUUGCGGCGUGCUUCUUCACUUCUUGCAGCACAAAAUCGAGUUUUUAUGAACUCCUUAACUUCCACACCUACUUUUUUCCCCAUAUCAAGCAAUCAGUCAACUCAAAAUGAGCUUCAUAGUUCAACAAUUAGCACAUUUCCCGAGGGUCCGCUAGCUGCCGGGCCUCCAUCACUUAGCUCGUGGGUUAAUAACGGGGAGAGAUUAUCCAAUGCAAGAAAAAAGGGUAGAAAUGUAUUGAAACCCAUUGAGGAGGUGGUGGCUUCAGAUGAGUUGAUGAGAAGUCUUUCUCUGUCCACCAAUGAUAGCUCUGACUCUGCAUCUGCAUCUGCAUCUCCAGUAGCAUGUCCUUCCCCGUUAUUACCCAGUAACGCGGUGUGGUUCAUAAAUACAGCAACUCCUCAACCAGUGAUUUUUACUUCACAGCCCUCGGAGGCUCCCCAACCAAGCCCUGGUUUCCCUAGCUUUGUUGAUCAUUCUUCACCUUGGAGUAGGCCCCAAUUCCCUAAUCUUGGGAAUCACAAUCUACAAUGGGUCCCCCCCAAUCACCCAGUGCAAGAUCAAUACACUGGUAACCAUGGUUUGGAGGCUUCGAGUUUUGACAGUUGGAGUUGUAGUAAUAAUAAUCCGUGGGGUUCUGCAGGAACCAUGUACGUCGAUGGCGGUCCACCAUUAUUUCUUCCUAGCACUUCACUUGUUCAUGGGAUACAGGAUCAUCACCAAAGAGUGAAUCCCUAUCCUUCUCCAGGAAUGACAGACAGGAGAACAGAACCACAACCACUUCUGCAGUACCUUAAGGAAAGAGAGUGGCAGCUUCAGCAGGAGUCACCAUAUACAGGAUCUCCCUAUAUGCGUAACUGACUUAUCUGUUAGUUUGAUUUAUGUAGAGUUAAGUAUGAGAAAAUGCUAGCAAUUGUUGCAGAAUCUGAUAUAUCAACUUUUCCAUAGACCAUUAAACUAUAUUCUACUAGCUAUCACACAUCGAUUGUUUAGAUUGUGAAUGCAUAUGAUGUACAUAUUUAACAGUCUCUUAUCAGAAUUUCGAUGCAUUAGUGAGCUAACCAGUUCUGUUAUCAAAA